Messenger RNA from Lizanozyma spartinae, 1293 nucleotides. It is a transcript of the gene ZUO1, whose product is annotated as zuotin. Gene Ontology annotation, cellular component: cytosol. Gene Ontology annotation, biological process: regulation of translational fidelity; 'de novo' cotranslational protein folding. NCBI's taxonomy places the organism in Eukaryota, Fungi, Ascomycota, Pichiomycetes, Serinales, Debaryomycetaceae. The coding region runs from base 1 to 1293 and encodes 430 amino acids. The record is from RefSeq and is a predicted model, not a curated record. Gene Ontology annotation, molecular function: Hsp70 protein binding; ribosome binding. The transcript has a single exon.
AUGUCUAUUGUAUUACCUGCUGCCACAGGCUCUGCUGCCACAUUUGAGGCUGUAUCCAAGUACUCGGCUCCUACACGUCGUCCCAUUGAGCCAGUUGGUCGUUACUUUUUGGCCCAUGCUACCAGAACUCUUAGAGGCCACACCUGGUCCGAAUAUGAAAAGUUAGAAGCGGAAAAGAACGUCACUGUUGUUGAAGAAAACGGUGAUGAAGACAUUGGUGACGAAGAACAAGACGAAGAUUUGUUGGCACAUGAUCCUAGAGAAUGGAAGACUGCUGAUUUAUAUGCUGUUUUAGGUUUGAGUCAUUUGAGAUGGAAAGCUACCGAUGACCAAAUCAAGAGAGCCCACAGAAAGCAAGUUUUGAAACAUCACCCAGAUAAGAAGUCUGCUAGUGGUGGUUUGGAACAAGAUGGGUUUUUUAAGAUCAUUCAAAAGGCUAUGGAAACCAUGUCUGAUGUUACCAAGAGACAACAAUAUGAUUCUGUUGAUACCAAUGCUGAUGUUGUUCCUCCAGCUCCUAAAUCAGAAUAUGAUUUCAUUGAGGCAUGGGGACCUGUUUUUGCCAGUGAAGGUAGAUUUUCCAAGAAGCAACCAGUGCCUUCAUUGGGUGACAUGAACUCCACCAAGGAAGAAGUUGAUGCCUUCUACAGUUUCUUUGGAAAGUUUGAUUCAUGGAAGACUUUCGAGUUCAAAGACGAAGAUGUUCCAGAUGACACCUCCAACAGAGAUCACAAACGUUACAUUGAACGUAAGAAUGUUGCUGCCAGAAAGAAGUUGAAGCAAGAGGACAACAAGAGAUUGAUUGCAUUGGUGGAGAGAGCAUAUUCUGAAGAUCCAAGAAUUAAGUUAUUCAAGGAUGCUGCUAAGGCUGAAAAGGCCAAGAAGAAGUGGGAUAAGGAAGCUGGUUCUAGAAAGGCUGCUGAAGAAGAAGCCGCUAAGAAGGCUGCUGCUGAAGAAGCUGCUAAGAAGGCUGCUGAAGAAAAUGCCAACAAGAAGGCUGACUCCAAGAAGGCUAAAGAGGCUGCUAAGAACGCUAAGAAGAAGGCCAAGAGAACCAUUAGAGCUGCUGCUAAGGAAGCUGAAUACUUUGGUGAUGCUGCUAAAUCUGGUGACAUUGAUGCUGAUGUUGAAUACCUUGUGGAGAAGUUGGAUGAUGUUCAAUUACAAACUGUUUCCAGUAAGGUUGCUGGUGGAGAUGCCACUGUUACCAAGAGUGCUUUCAAUGAGAUUGCUGCUGAAUUGGCAGGUGUUGGUAAGUUACAAGCUGCUCACUUGAAGUACUUUUCUGCUUAA